AUGACAACAAGUGAGCAACAACAUAGAACUAAAAGGAUUGCUUUGGUAACAGGAUGUUCAUCGGGCAUUGGCAAAGAGUUGGCAAGGGCAUUGAAUGCUCAAUCAGAUAUUAGAGUUUACGCCACAGCCAGAAGGUUACAAUCAAUCAGGGAUCUGGAGAAUGAGGGUAUGGUCAUUCUAGAGUUGGAUGUGACCGAUGCCAAAUCAAUCAAAAACUGUAUAUCGACGAUCAAGUCAAACGAAGGAAGAAUAGAUAUAUUGGUCAACAAUGCUGGAAUCACUCACUACUCGCCAGCCAUUGAGUUGCCUGACAAGGAUGCACGAGACAUCAUAGAUACCAACUUCUUUGGAUUGAUCAAUGUUACAAAUGAGGCUGCAAAGAUUAUGGUUGAUCAACGCUCUGGACUUGUGGUUCAGAUUGGUAGUGUCUCGGGAUUGGUGUCCAACCCAUUCUCAAGUAUGUAUUGUGCAAGCAAGGCCGCGGUACAUGCAUGGAGUGAUGCACUUCGUAUGGAGUUGGCACCGUUUGGCGUCAAGGUGGUGAUCGUCCAGCCAGGCGCAGUCAAGAGUGAGCUGGCAAACAAUGCCAUACCCGAGAUGAAUCAGCGAUUGGAGAGCACGGGCACGCUAUACGAGCGAAUCAGAGAGUAUAUUGUCAAGCGAUCGACAUAUGCUGUGGACCGUGGCAUGCCAGCAAAGGACUUUGCCGAGCGCACCAUUAACGCGGUGCUGCGCGCCAACCCACCCGCACACUACGUCACUGCUCCACUCUCCAUGCAGAUGCGCAUACUCUACCAUCUGCCGGCCUCGAUCACCGACUACAUCCUCUCCUACGUUGCUGGACUUCACAAACUUGCCGAGAUGGUACGUCGUGAAUCAAAUGAACAGAAAUGA
Messenger RNA from Acytostelium subglobosum LB1, 894 nucleotides. RefSeq lists its product as hypothetical. Lineage: Eukaryota; Evosea; Eumycetozoa; Acytosteliales; Acytosteliaceae. Gene Ontology annotation, molecular function: triacylglycerol lipase activity; acylglycerone-phosphate reductase (NADP+) activity. Gene Ontology annotation, biological process: phosphatidic acid biosynthetic process; triglyceride catabolic process. Gene Ontology annotation, cellular component: lipid droplet; endoplasmic reticulum. The transcript is spliced from 3 exons. The record is from RefSeq and is a predicted model, not a curated record. Bases 1 to 894 code for a protein of 297 amino acids.